Messenger RNA from Girardinichthys multiradiatus, 2506 nucleotides. RefSeq names its product angiopoietin-like 3 (gene angptl3). The transcript is spliced from 7 exons. The record is from RefSeq and is a predicted model, not a curated record. Bases 164 to 1567 code for a protein of 467 amino acids. Lineage: Eukaryota; Metazoa; Chordata; Actinopteri; Cyprinodontiformes; Goodeidae. Gene Ontology annotation, biological process: cholesterol homeostasis; triglyceride homeostasis; phospholipid catabolic process.
AUAUAACACAGCACAGACUGCUGCUCUCUGAUCAUUUUAAUAGUAAAGGAGACUUGGUUGUAAGCACAAAGAGAAAGAAUAGUGUUAAAAAGAAUCCAAAGAAAAAUAGUGAGAGCAACAUUAGAACAGCUUCCACAUUUAAGGCUCAGAGGAGGAAAACAUAAUGAAGCUGUUUUAUCUGUUGCUGCUGCUAGCCGGUUCUACUACUGCCUUCCAUCUGGACACCUCAGGCAGAAGGGAGCACCCCACACUGCCCUCCGAGGCUCUCACCACAGAGGCGAGCCAAACCGAAGCAAAAUCCCGCUUCGCCAUGUUGGAUGACGUCCGCCUUCUGGCAAACGGUCUCCUCCAACUUGGCCAGAGUUUGCGGGAGUUCGUCCACAAGACAAAAGCCCAAAUCAACGACAUCUUCCACAAGCUGAACAUUUUCGACCGCUCCUUUUACCAGCUUUCGGUGGUCACAUCAGAAAUCAAAGAGGAAGAGGAGGAACUCAAGAAGACCACUAACAUCUUGAAGGUCAACAAUGAGGAGAUAAGGAACUUGUCUUUGGAAAUCAACACUAAGAUCAACAACAUCCUGCAGGAGCGCACACAGCUGCAGAGCAAAGUGGGAAGCCUGGAGGAGAGGCUGAAGGGACUGUCGCAGAGCAUGAUCCCUGCAGACCAACUCAGGGAAAUCACAACCCUCAAGGAGGUAAUCGAGGCGCAAGAGAAAACAAUCACCAGCCUUCUGAUAGCGGUGAAGGAGCAGCACGAUCAACUGGACCACCAGAAAAUCAAGAUUAAAAAUCUGGAGGAAAAGCUCAGCUUCAAGAGCUUUCAGCUUACUGUCGAUAAGGCGAUGGAUUCAGACCAUUCACCCACUGAUAAGUUUGAAUAUCUACAAAUAAACUCCACUGACCUUCCUGUGGACUGCAGUGAGUUAUUUACCAGAGGAGAAACAAAGAGUGGAGUCUAUGCUAUCAAGCCAAACCAAUCAGAGCCAUUUUAUGCUUACUGUGAAAUGAGUUCAGAUCAGGGUUUCACUGUCAUCCAGCACAGGGCUGAUAGUAUAGUGGAUUUUGACCAAACAUGGGAGAUGUAUCAAAACGGCUUUGGAGACCUGGAGAAGGACUUCUGGCUGGGCCUAAAGAAAAUAUACACCAUCAGCCAACUGGGAGCUUACAUCCUGCGAAUUGAUGUGGAAGACUGGAAGGAGGAAAAACACUGGGCUGAGUACAGCUUUUCACUGGAAGGUCCCUCCAAGGACUACACCCUUCACGUCAGCCACUUUGCAGGUGACCUGUCUGAUGCAAUGACCAACCUGACCGGCUCGAGAUUCACCACAAAAGACAAGAACAAUGACAACAGCUGCAACUCUGACUGUGCACGCAACUGCACAGGUGGCUGGUGGCUCCACGCAUGCAGUGAAACCAACCUAAAUGGAAAGUAUUUCUCUUUGAGGGCAUUUGGACAGUCUGUGAGAAGGAAAGGCAUUCAAUGGGGGCCAGGCACAAUGCCUUUAUAUUCCCUCAAGACGAGCAAAAUCAGUUUACGGGUGAUGCCAGUAACUGAUAGCGGAAACUAACCUCCCAGACCUGAAAUGUUCUUAUUCCAUACUGUUUUGUGUUUUUACUUAAAGAAUUAGAUUCAAUUAAAAGAUUUCACAGAAAGGGCAGUAAGAAUGGUUUUAAUUUACUCGCAUCUAGAAGAUUAUUGCCUUUUGAACUUUUGUUAGGUGACAUAUGUCAUAAAUUGGACUUACAGAUGUGAUGCAAUGGUGCAACCAUGACAUGUAGGUUGUUAACCUAUUGGAUCUGAUCCACCAAGGACAUUAGAACAGUUAUUACACAACAUCUGCAAUCAGCGGACCUAUUGAUCCACAUUGCAGCCUGAUUCUGUACCAGAUACCAGAGUUACAAUGGGAUGAAAACUUCUGAAUGAGUUGCAAACUUUGAACACAGAUCAUGCAAUCACAAUGUACAUUAACCUAAAUCCGUUUCAUCUUCUAGGCCAAGCAUGCUAUUUAAAAUGCAUUUUAUCUCUCUGAUGUGAAACUGUAUUGCAUCUUGUCUGAAGUAACAAGCAGAAUCGUCAAUGUCUUUUUACAUAAUGCAUGCAGGUUUUCAAUUUCAGCUUCAACAGAAAUUGUAUUUACAAUGCUAACUAUAAUGUGCAGGCUGGUUGUUUUCCUCCAUGUGUAGAUCAUCUGAAUUUCUUUUGACUGUGCACUCAAUAACUUUAUCAAUGUCUGUUAAGUUGUUUUUAUUAUUCUGUAUAGUAUUUAAACCAUGUUCAUGCUAUAAUGAUUAAUGGGGCAUUGUUAGGUGAUAUUGUAUCUUUGCGUUUCCACUGUUAUUGAGUCAUAUUGACUUACGUCAUUAGUGCAGCACACAUUUCUGUUUGGUAAAUAUGUGUCAUAUUAACGGUCAUCCUGGCAAAAAAAAACUGCAUGCUAUCAAUCAUACUGUAUUUAUGAAAAAAGAAAUAAAUCAGAUUUUCAAAAUACAAAACAUUUUCAAAACAA